This is a messenger RNA of Equus quagga, 2650 nucleotides long. RefSeq names its product calsequestrin 2 (gene CASQ2). Gene Ontology annotation, cellular component: sarcoplasmic reticulum lumen. Gene Ontology annotation, molecular function: calcium ion binding. The transcript is spliced from 11 exons. Bases 215 to 1441 code for a protein of 408 amino acids. Gene Ontology annotation, biological process: regulation of cardiac muscle contraction by regulation of the release of sequestered calcium ion. NCBI's taxonomy places the organism in Eukaryota, Metazoa, Chordata, Mammalia, Perissodactyla, Equidae. The record is from RefSeq and is a predicted model, not a curated record.
CCCAGCCUGCCGCCUAGUCCACGCACGCCUGUGUGGGCGAGCCUGCUGUCUGCCCUGAGCCCCGACGGCACUUAGUCCAGGAGGGGAAGAGUUGGUUCUGGGGCUGUGGAAGGGCAAACGCGGCAGAGGAGGCCAGGCUCUCUGCUCCCACUCCUCUCAACAAGUGCUCCCAGUCUUCUGCCCUCUCUCCUGUGCUCCAUAUAACUUUUCCCAGAUGAAGAGAACUCACCUGUUUGUGGUGGGGGUCUACCUGCUGUCCACCUGCAGGGCGGAAGAGGGGCUCAACUUCCCCACCUACGACGGCAAGGACCGCGUGGUCAGUCUCACUGAGAAGAACUUCAAGCAGGUUUUGAAGAAAUACGACUUGCUCUGCCUCUACUACCAUGAGCCCGUGUCUUCCGAUAAAGUCGCCCAGAAACAGUUCCAGCUGAAAGAAAUUGUGCUUGAGCUUGUGGCCCAGGUCCUGGAACACAAAGAUAUAGGCUUUGUGAUGGUGGAUGCCAAGAAAGAAGCCAAGCUUGCCAAGAAACUGGGUUUUGAUGAAGAAGGAAGCCUGUAUAUUCUCAAGGGUGACCGCACAAUUGAGUUUGAUGGCGAGUUUGCAGCUGAUGUCUUGGUGGAGUUCCUCUUGGAUCUAAUUGAAGAUCCUGUGGAGAUCAUCAACAGCAAACUGGAAGUCCAAGCCUUUGAACGCAUUGAGGACCAGAUCAAACUCAUUGGCUUUUUCAAGAGUCAGGACUCAGAAUAUUAUAAGGCUUUUGAAGAGGCAGCCGAACACUUCCAGCCUUACAUCAAAUUUUUUGCUACCUUCGACAAAGGAGUUGCAAAGAAAUUGUCCUUGAAGAUGAAUGAGGUUCACUUCUACGAGCCAUUUAUGGAUGAGCCCAUUGCCAUCCCCAACAAACCUUACACAGAAGAGGAGCUCGUGGAGUUUGUGAAGGAGCACCAAAGACCCACUCUACGUCGCCUACGCCCAGAAGAUAUGUUUGAAACAUGGGAGGAUGAUUUGAAUGGGAUCCACAUUGUGGCCUUUGCAGAGAGGAGUGACCCAGAUGGCUACGAGUUCCUGGAGAUCCUGAAACAGGUUGCCCGGGACAAUACCGACAACCCUGACCUGAGCAUCGUAUGGAUUGACCCGGAUGACUUUCCUUUGCUUGUUGCCUAUUGGGAAAAGACUUUCAAGAUUGACCUAUUCAAGCCACAGAUUGGGGUGGUGAAUGUGACAGAUGCUGACAGUGUCUGGAUGGAGAUUCCAGAUGAUGAUGACCUGCCCACAGCUGAGGAGCUGGAAGACUGGAUUGAGGAUGUGCUUUCUGGGAAGAUAAACACUGAAGAUGAUGACAAUGAAGAUGAAGAUGAUGACGAUGAUGAUGACAAUGAUGAUGAUGAUGAUAAUUCUGAUGAAGAAGAUAAUGAUGACAGUGAUGAUGAUGAUGAAUAGCCCCAACUCCAAAUGAUUUUGUUGAAAACAAAAUCACAGCUACCCACUACCUUAUAGACAGCACAAGGUGGCAGCAGGCAGCCUUGGCCCACGCCCAGCCAGCUCCUUUCCCUUUUCCAACCUCUCUUUUCCCACUCCCUUCUCAUCAGGAGAUGUGCAGUUCAGCAAAUGCCUUUCUAAAUCCUGCAAUUCCACUCAGCAAAGACAAGUGGGGGGAAUUAUUCCCAUGUUGACUGUCUUGAUUGUCAUGAAACAGCUCUUGUCCUUUGCCGGACCAUCAGCGGUCAUGGCAGUGUGGUAUCUGGCAGUCUGGGGAGAAAACGCCCCUAACGCCUCUACUCAAGUUUACUUGUUGUCUUUGACCAUGACCGUAACAGAAUUGACAGCUUGCUAACUCACUAGCAUGGAGUGACCUUAUAAUCAGAGCCCAGGGAAGACACACAAUCAAUCCAUUUAGCCCCCAAGCCUAGAACAUCAGUUAGGAUCCCUCCUUUAGAUAAGAGGCUCUCUCUUAGGGAAGGCUCAGCCUUAGAAACAAGUUUAUAAAUCUGCUUCUUUUGGCUCUAUUAAAUGUAUCAUUUUAAGUGUAGGUCAGACUAUUAUGAACUCAGAUCUAAGCCUUGGAUGGCUACUGAGAGGCCUUGAAACACGUGUACAGAUGUCACCAUCAUUUGUAGUACAUUAGGAUACUGGGAUGGGAGCUUGAUCUGCUCUCUGAACUUCCCUCUUGGUGACAAGUCUUGCAUAUACAUGGGGGUGGAGGGAACUGGAAGGAUUAAAGGUUUUUAAUUAUUUCUGAUGGCUUCAUGUCUCUGAUUGUGUCAGCUGGUGUCCCGGCCUGAACCGGGAUCUGGACACCCCUUCUCUGUCGCUGCUAGCGAGCCUUCCCAUUUAGAGGAAAGGUUGGUUUACGCAGAGGUCAGUUAACUCUCCAUUCAUCAGCACUCCCACAGUUGAGCAGGACAACAGUAAUGAGUGUUCGUAAUGAUGCCUGAGGCACUGAAGACAUCCCCAAGUGCCUUUCAAACUAUUUAAAAGUUAUUUUGUGCUCGGCAGUUUUAGUGUUAAGUGUGCAUUAUAACGUUCUAAUUUAUUUUCUCAAUCUUUUAACACGUGUAAGACAUUGCAAAUUCCUUGAAAAUAGGGCAGUCCUUUUGUGGAGUAGUAGCUAACUAACGCUGUCAUUAAAGUCCUGUUUUGAAAAUAUGA